Messenger RNA from Pestalotiopsis fici W106-1, 1998 nucleotides. Its product is annotated as ATP-dependent RNA helicase DHX35. Gene Ontology annotation, molecular function: ATP binding; RNA binding. The coding region runs from base 1 to 1998 and encodes 665 amino acids. The record is from RefSeq and is a predicted model, not a curated record. The transcript has a single exon. NCBI's taxonomy places the organism in Eukaryota, Fungi, Ascomycota, Sordariomycetes, Amphisphaeriales, Sporocadaceae. Gene Ontology annotation, cellular component: catalytic step 2 spliceosome; intracellular anatomical structure.
AUGGCUGCAGACCUUGAACUAGGCUCAAGCUUCAUCCCUUCUCUGCAUAAACCUUCGGCGCUGCUGCCGAUUGCUAAGCAUAAGGACAGUCUUCUUUACUUGGUCGAAACAAACCAGGUCACCAUCGUCGUUGGCCAGACUGGAAGUGGUAAAACAACACAGAUACCGCAAUUCCUUGCCGAAGCAGGCUGGUGCGAGGAUGGCAAGAUCGUUGGUAUCACCCAGCCGAGACGGGUUGCGGCUACCACCGUCGCCAUCAGGGUCGCGGAAGAAGUUGGCUGCGAGCUGGGCAAGGAGGUCGGCUUUUCCAUCCGAUUCGAGGAUGUGACUUCGGCCGCAACAAAGAUCAAGUUCUUGACUGACGGCCUCCUCAUUCGAGAAGCUCUGGUCGAUCCCCUCCUCUCCCGUUAUUCCGUCAUCAUGGUGGAUGAGGCCCACGAGAGGUCGAUCAGUACCGACAUUCUUCUAGGUCUGCUCAAGAAGAUUCUCAAACGCCGGCCCGAUUUGCGUGUCAUCAUCAGCAGUGCCACGCUUCAAGCUGAAGAAUUCCUUGCGUUCUUCUCUUCGUCAGCGAAUGACGACGAGGUUGUCGGAAACACCGGUACGGGCCAAAAAGGCUCGAUCAUCAGCAUUGAAGGCAGGACAUUUCCGAUUGAUGUCCUCUACCUCGAAUCGCCAACUGAGGACUAUGUCGAGAAGGCUUUAACAACAGUCUUUGACAUCCACACCAAGGAAGGCGAGGGCGACAUCCUCGUCUUUUUGACUGGUCGCGACGAGAUUGAUAAUGCAGUUGCGGCAAUUUCGGAGAGGGCUGCUGAUUUGCAGCCUGGAACACAGUCAAUACUGGUUCUGCCACUCUACGCUGGACUGACUACAGAACAGCAGAUGUACGUCUUUGACGAGGCGCCGCAGAACACCAGGAAGGUCAUUGUUGCGACAAAUAUCGCUGAAGCUUCCGUCACCAUUGACGGCAUUGUCUAUGUAGUUGACUGCGGUUUCGUCAAACUUCGCACCUAUGACCCUAGGACAGGCAUCGAAACCUUGACAGCGACUCCAGUCUCCCAAGCGUCAGCGUCUCAGCGAGCUGGAAGAGCAGGUCGAACCAAGCCCGGAAAGUGCUUCCGCCUCUACACUGAAGAAAAUUUCCAGGCGCUCCCGGCUGCGAACAUACCAGAGAUCCAAAGAACAAAUCUUGCACCGUUUGUUUUGCAGCUCAAAGCUCUUGGAAUCGACAACGUUGUCCGUUUUGAUUAUUUGACGCCUCCUCCGGCCGAGCUCUUGGUCAAAGCCACCGAGCUUCUAUUCUCUCUGGGGGCGCUAGAUGACUAUGCAAAGUUGACACGUCCAAUGGGAAUACGGAUGGCCGAGCUAGCAGUCGAACCAAUGAUGGCAAAAACAUUGCUAAUGGCCGCUUCAUUCGGCUGUCUCAGUGAGAUUCUCACCAUCGCCGCCAUGACGAGCUUGGGCGGCUCCAUCUGGAUCCAGCGAGAUGGGGAGAAGAAACAGAUGGAGUCAGCAAGACGCAAGUUUGCCGCCGAGGAGGGUGAUCAUCUCACUUUGUUGAAUGUCUAUCAAACGUUUGUGACAAAGGGGAAGAAGGAAGCCAAGUUCUGCUAUGAGAAUCAACUGAACUUCAAGGCAAUGAGCCGCGCGGUGAGCAUUCGUGCACAGCUCAAGAGAUAUCUCGAACGAUUCGGAAUCUCUGAGAACCUCACAACCACAACUUUGGACAAGGGCGAGCAGAUAAGACGCUGCCUCACGACGGGGUAUUUUGCUCAUGCCGCCAAGAUGCAGCCGGACGGCACCUUUCGAAACGUGGAAGGCGGAGUCGUUUUCCAUGCUCACCCCAGCUCUCUCAUGUUCAAUCGAAAAGCGGAAUGGGUUAUCUUCCACGAGAUCAUGGAAACCGGGGAGAAGACUUUUAUCCGAGAUAUCACCAAGAUUGAGAAACAAUGGCUUCUAGAGUACGCAGCUGACUUUUAUCAAGUAAAGCCCUGA